AUGUCAUUUACAAUACGCCUGAAAAGCUUCAAAUUUCAUCGUUACUUCCAGUUUGAGUUGCAGGCGAAGAUGUUUUUCAUCUUCAUUAUUCUGUCAAUAGGAACGAAAUUAAGCCGUGCACAGUCAUGUUUCAACGGUGGUAUCUAUGGUCAACAGUUCAACAAGUGCUAUCACUUCUUCUAUUCACCGCUAAUAGCUGAAGAAGCUGAAGCAGUAUGUGCGAGCAUUGGUGGGCAACUGGUUUCGAUCGCAAGCCCAGCAGAGCAAGCGUUUGUAGCUGGUAGCACUCUAUCCGUUUCUACUCAAUUAAAAUCAGUGAUUUUAGUACCUUCUGUUUCUAAUCAAAAAUUGAAAAACGGCAAUAAAGGUAGUCAACAGUUGGAAGCAAAUAACUGUGUUGCUGCUACCUUAGUACAUGGGAAUUGGUACAAUACCAAUUGUGAUCUCGCUACAAACUACUUUGUUUGUCAAACAGAACCGAUUGUUGUUGCUCCUGCAAGUAAGCUUCUAAUUUAA
Molecule: messenger RNA, 516 nt
Organism: Enterobius vermicularis (human pinworm)
Lineage: Eukaryota; Metazoa; Nematoda; Chromadorea; Rhabditida; Oxyuridae
Source: the annotation of a GenBank genome assembly